Molecule: messenger RNA, 13365 nt
Organism: Orcinus orca (killer whale)
Lineage: Eukaryota; Metazoa; Chordata; Mammalia; Artiodactyla; Delphinidae
Gene: H6PD
Product: hexose-6-phosphate dehydrogenase/glucose 1-dehydrogenase
Exons: 4
Coding region: 9130-11526 (798 amino acids)
Biological process (GO): pentose-phosphate shunt, oxidative branch; pentose-phosphate shunt; glucose metabolic process
Cellular component (GO): endoplasmic reticulum
Molecular function (GO): glucose-6-phosphate dehydrogenase activity; NADP binding; 6-phosphogluconolactonase activity
Source: RefSeq, a predicted model, not a curated record
CCAGGCGUGGGGACCCCUCCCCCCUCUCAGCCACCCCCCCCAGGGGUGCCCUCCAGCCUCCAAUUCUCCUCCCCGCUCAGUCCCCCCACGUCCUACCGGUUCGUUUGGGGGUUCCUCCUGUCUCCUUGGGCGUCGAGGUCCCCCACCAGCAUCCAGCAGGCUGGGUGUAUUUUAAAUUAUGUUGUACAUUUUCUACAGUGAUCAGCUUAUGAGGCUAAUCUUUUGGCAAGUUUUAGGAGCACCUGAGAUAAAAAGGCUCAGUGUUUGGCAUGCACAGAGCUCAUUUUUAGUAUUUUGUGUACAUGUUUCUUUGAGGUACAUAACUGCUCAGCAAAUAACCACUGCAGGCAAACAUUCAAAGUUAUUUUUAUCCAAAGACUAGAAUUUACUAAGUGACUCUUAUUGUCAGAUGGUUUUAGGCUGUUUAAAAGGGAAACAGUCAAAUCUGUGGGCACAGGGAAACCAGGAGGCACCUUUGGUCAUCUGUGGCCCACCCACUUCUCACUUUAUUGAUGGAACGAGGCAGAAUGUCACUGCUUCUUGCCAGAUUCCACCAUGGACUCUGCCAGGCCCUAACCCCCGGACAGAGCAGGAUGUCUGGUUUUGCUUUUUGUUGCCCUGAGCUGGGAGCUGGGUGGCCCUCUGUCUAGGAGACCUCUUACCACCAUUACCUCUCAAAGUAUUUUCACCGUCAUGAUACGGGGGGUUUUCCCCCAGACAUUAAAAUGAGGUGGACGAUCCCCAUUUUCCACCUGGAGAAAAGGCCCUGAGUAGUUAAGUGAAAGGCCCAGGGCUGCAGAGUUAGAGGUUUACUCUACUCCUGUAUUCUUUGGGCCAGAUUAUAAACCCCUCAUGGGCUGGGGUGGGGACUUUUUUUAACCAUCUCAGCAUUAUAUCCCUUUGAUUUUUUCAUCGGUAUGACUGGAAGGGCACAAAGUUGUCGAUGUGCUGUUCCUUGGCACUUUUUUCUGUUGUGGGAAGUUAACUGGUUCUGCAGCAGUUCCAGGAGACGAGCGGGAGAAGUCGCCUUACUCAUGAUGUUCUUGGUUUAAUAGUGACAGAGGCUAACAUUUCUCGGGUGCUUACGGCGUGCCGAGCACCGUGCCAAGUGCUUUAUAUGGACCGUCUCCUUUCGUGCUUCUCAUCGACUUGUUUUCCCACUCUGUGGUCAAGGUUGGGAGAGGUUAAAUAACUUGUGUAAGCUCACACAGCUACUAAGUAGCUAAGGAGUACAGAAACGAGCCCUUCCCUGACAAAGGGCCUUCCAGGUUUAAAGAAAGCAGCUCAGGCUUAAAUACACUGUUUUCGUGACGUUAGAACGAAGGUGAGCGAAUCACUGUUGGAGUGGACAUGGGAGGCCACGGCCAUUCACAGCAGAGAAGCAGAGCUGCCGACCAGCUUGGGUCGCUUAUGUGAGUGUUUAGACCACUGUCAUUCCAGUCUUGGAGGGGAGCAGAAUCAGUGUCCAUACUAAAACAGUGGUUUUUUUUUUUUGUGAUUUACGUACUUAUUUUUGGCUGCGUUGGGUCUUCACUGCUGUGCGUGGGCUUUCUCUAGUUGCGGCGAGCGGGGGCUACUCUUCAUUGCGGUGCGCAGGCUUCUCACUGCGGUGGCUUCUGUUGUUGCAGAGCAUGGGCUCUAGGCGCACGGGCUUCAGUAGUUGUGGCGUGUGGGAUUCAGUAGUUGUGGCUCAAGGGCUCUAGAGCGCAGGCUCUGUAGUUGUGGCGCACGGGCCUAGUUGCUCCGUGGCAUGUGGGCUCUUCCCGGAGCAUGCAGGGCUCGAACCCGUGUCCCCUGCAUUGGCAGGCGGAUUUUCAACCACUGCCCCACCAGGAACGCCCCUAAAACAGUGUUUUAAAUUUGCUAUUUGGGGUUGUAGUCACACGUUUUACAGGUAGGUGGGAAGUAAGUGCUGGAACCAGGCUGCCUGUAUUCAAAUCCUCUCACCUCUGAGCUGCCUGACCUUCAGUAAGUUAUUUUAUCUUUCUGCACCUUAGUUUUCUCUCUACUCAUUCUAAAAAUGGGGACAAUAAUAGUACCUGUCUCAUAAGCUGUGGCAAGAAUUAAAUGGCAUGGUGCCUGUGAAGCUCUUAGCCCAGUAUUUGGCAUUUAGUUAAAUGCUCUAUAUUCUCUUUUAUUGUUCAUAGUAUCAUUUCAGGUAGUGAGCUGCUGCCAUUGUGUGCUGUGUCACAGUGCGUGAAGUCACCAUUAGAGAUUUAUUCCUUCAUGCCAUCAUUCACACGCAGGUGCUCAUACACAGGUGAUGGUGGUCUUGGGCAAUGGGAAUUCUUUUGUUCAUUCAGCAAAUAUUUAUAGUGUACCUUCUGUGUGCCAGGCCCUGUUUUGCCAGGCCCUGGAGGUGGGCAGUGAACAAAACACAAAAACCCUUGUCCUCAUUGGAACUUACGUUUUUGAGGGGGGGGGGUGACAGACAAUAAACAAAAUAAAUAUACUUAUCACAUACAGAUAUGUACUACGGGGAGAAAUAAAGCAGGGGAUGAGAUGAGGGUUGGAGGUUUAUGAUUUUACUCAGAGUCGGCUGAGAAAGCCUCCCUGAGAAGGUGACAUUUCAGCAAAGAAUUGCAGUUAGUGAGGGCGUGGGCCACGUGGACACCUGCAGGGAAAAGUAGGUCAGGCAGCGGGAACAGCAAGUACAAAGGCCCUGAGGCAGGAGGAUGGGUGGCUGGAGCCCAGAGAGGGGCAGAUCAAAGAGAUAGGAGAAACGAUCAGAGAGGUAAUAGAUGGGAGGCCAGAAUGUGUAGACCCCGCAGGCCACCGAACAGAAGAAUGACACGAUCUGACUGAUGCUAUAAACAGAUCACUCUGCUGGGUUCGGGCGAAGAUAGAAACGGGAGGCCAGUGAGCUGGUUCCUACAGUGGUCCAGACAGAGGUGAUGGUGGCUGGGACCAGAGUGCAGAGGUGGAAGGAGGUGAGAAUGGUGGGAAGUAGUUGUAUGCUAGAUAAGUGUUGGUCGCAGAAACUAUAGGACUUGCUGACAGAUCGGAUGACCGCAAGGUUUCUGGCCUGACACCUGGAAGGUUUGAGGUGCCAUUUGCCAGGGAUGGGGAAGAUCUGCAUUUGGAGCAUUUGGGGGAUAAGGCAGUUCAGCUUUGAACGUGGUUAAGUCUUGCGGGCACCCAGCUGUUGGUGUCAGAGUAGUAGUUGAUUGUAUGAGAAGGGAGUUUAGGGGGAGAAAGUCCAGACUGGAAAUAACCACUUGGUGUAUGGGCAUUUGUGUGCUGGUGAAUGUUUAACAACCUCUGAAAGGGUGGCGGUUGGUGGUGGGGAGGCAGGUUGAUGGCAUUUGCCGACAGACACCUGCUGUGUAAAUGUUCCCACGCUGGCCAGCCUCCAGCACACGUUACAGAGUAUCUAUCUUCACCUUACGGACACAAUAGGUUAAAUAAUGUCAAGAGCAUAGAUAAUAGUAAAAUGAAGUAAAUCAAUUAGGGAGUGUUGAGUAUUUAAUACCUUUGUUUGUUUUGUUUUAAGAGUUUUAUUUAUUUAUUUUUUUCUUUGGCUGUGCCACACUGGCUUGUGGGAUCUUAGUUCCCUGACCAGGGAUUGAACCCGGGCCCUUGGCAGUGAAAGCUUGGAGUCCUAACCACUGGACCACCAGAGAAUUCCCCUAAUCCCUUUGUUUUUAGUAUAACUUCUUUGGUUAUAAAUUUGUGUAAUUCGGUUUUCAAUAAUGGCUGUGUUUAACAACUGACUUGACAAAUGCCUGAAGAUUUAGCCGUGGCAUCUUGUGUGCAGUGGCUCCAGCACGCCAUUUGGGCCACAGGGACCCAGGAUUGAUACCUAACGAGGUGAUGGGAAUAAGGAUUCUCUGAGAUUAGGGAGGAAAAAGCCUCAGAGCUGAUCUUAUGGAUUCUGUCCCCUGUCCAGCCUCGAGGGGGACGCAUGCAGGUCACAGUUCAUCGUGAAGGGUCCGGCUGGCAUCUGCUUGGGGAUGUACGGAGGACCCAGAACGCAAAGGAGAGAGUGCAGGAAACACGUUGGAGUUGGCGAGUAGAAGGGACGGGGCACUUCCCCUUGUACUUUAGCUAAAAGUCACCUUUACUUUGAACUCUUGUUUUACUCCCAUGCAUUCUUCUAAACAUUCCGAGCUCCUGAGCUGUGAUUUGAAGGAAAUCCCCCUUCCUCCUGCUGGGCAAACAGAAGGUAGAGGUCAAAGGUGUCCACGUGGCAUUGGGAAAGGGAUCAAAGCGGCAGCAGACACUGGUGUUCACCUCCCAGCUCCUUUCUCCUGCCGCUUGUCUGCUGGGACCAGAGGAUCAGAGGUGCUUCGUCCUGUGGCUUCCCAGAAACGGCUCUGCCGCUGGAGCACCCGCUCAGGCCGGGGCUGUGCCGGGACUGGUCCUGGGUGCACCCCACAUCUGCCUCUUUCACUUUGGGCAGAACAGACAGGAACCCCGCUUCUGGUCCAUACCCUCUGGCUGGCCACGUCAGUGCUCACAGCUUUGGGGAUGUUAGCAGAGCCGCACUUUACAAGGUGAGUCUCCCAGGUUGCCCGGUAGGAACCCCUCACCCUGGAGCUGGGGGCAGCGAGAGGUGCCCUGGACUCUGGACGUGGGCCCGGUCAGUCCCGACUCUGGGAUGAGCUUUGUCACCCCCAGAGGAUGCCUCCGCGGCACCGCACUUGGUAGCGUAGUGUGUUUCUGGCAAGUAUCUUGAAUAAUAAUUGUUGUAAAUGAAAUCGCAUCCUCCACACACUGAAGUUAUAGCUUCGAAGAGUUUGGCCUUAACUUCUGGGUGACACUCAGUUAUCAGCUCCAUGCCUCCUAUUUCAGUCCUUUAUUUCCUGGCCUAAGGCUGUAGGCGCUAAAGUGCCCUUACAGAAAGGCUGUGGCCGUCUCCCUGAUAAUAGAGAUGUUAUCUCCUUUCCUUGGAAAACAGAGUUUAGGAGCAGGAAAGUGCUGUAGAGGUCCUUUAGCUCCAUCUCUUCACAGAUGGGGAAACUGAGGCCCACCAGGGUACAUGCAUGUUCAAGGUUACGUGGUGUUUAGAUUCUUCUGGGGAAGGAUCAUCAUGUGUUCCAAUCCACAGUCUAAUACACUGUCCUCCUGUCCUGGAGCGGCUCAAACUCUGCACUAAUAGUUUUCUUAUUUAUUAAUUAAAAAUAGAAGCGAUGCAUAGCAGGAUCAGCCGUUGGAAUGCCGCUUCCGUGUCUUUUCUAAGUUCACGUAUGUAAUCUUAGUAGGGGUUGUAUUUCACAGCCCGUUCCUCUCAGAGCAGGCAAGGAGGCAGGAGGAAGUGCUUCAGAAAAUCCUGCAAAAGCAGAGCCUUGCAGCCCAAGAGCAGUUUAGGCCACAGGUGGGUGUAGAGCCGUCUGGUUCCCUGUUACCUCCCCUCUGCUCCAGAGUGGGGACCCUGACCUCGACUUUGACGUAAUUGGGCUUCUCUGAGCCUGUGUAUUCUGUGUCGGGGCAGCAGGGAGGACACCUGCGCACCCGUCUUCCUCCUCUCAGGGUGUAAGGACCAGCAGAUGCUGGGGUGUGUCCUGUGCUGUCUGCAGGGCGGGGCUCUGUAGACCCUGAGAGGAGGAAGUGGCAAGGCUUUCACCAUCUCAGCUCAUCUGUGCAAGCCUCCAUUGGUUUGGGGGUGUUAGCCCACUUGUAAGGUGAGGACUGCCUGGGUGACUUAAUUGGGUUACACAGCUCAGAGGUAGCCUUGAGCCCAUCCUCUUACCCAAAGGCCCCCUUCCUCCACUCGACUAAGAGAGCUGUUUAACAUAGUGACUGGGGCCUCAGGCUCUGGGACUCAACAGUUGACUUCACCUACUGUUUCCUCAUCCAUAAAAUGGGCAUCCUUGCAGAACUCCUUCCCAACAGUGUUUUUUUUAUUUUUUUUAUUAUUUUUUUUUGCGGUACGCGGGCCUCUCACUGCUGUGGCCUCUCCCGUUGCGGAGCACAGGCUCCGGACGCGCAGGCUCGGUGGCCAUGGCUCACGGGCCCAGCCGCUCCGCGGCAUGUGGGCUCUUCCGGGACCGGGGCACGAACCCGUGUCCCCUGCAUCGGCAGGCGGACUCUCAACCACUGCGCCACCAGGGAAGCCCCCCAACAGUGUUUUGAGGGAAGGUUGAGAUAGUGCAUUUACGUCGUCUGGCACACGCUGACUGCUUGGUAAAUGUCAGGUGUUAGGCUCGAGGUCGUUAGCAACCAGGUUUUGCAGGGGGAUGGGCAAGUCUCAGCCGUUGGAGGCUGCUUUGAAAUACCCGUGCUUGCACCUGCCCUGGGCCUGCUGGAUCAGAGGUUCAUUGCCUUGGUGAAGGGAGUGGGAGGUAGGUUGAAAACCUUCCAAGUCAUCUGAUGCUCCGCUGACAACAGCCCUGGCUCUGGGCUUCACUGCUCAGUGUCCCAGAGCCCUUCUCCUCGCAGUGGGCUCUUUGGACCAGAUUUCAGCACCUUAGGCCCCAUCCCCAGAUCCUCUGCAUCAGAAUCUGCAUCUUAAAAAGCUCUGCAAGAGAUUCAUAAGCACAUAGAAGUUUGAAAAACAAUGUUAAGGUUAAAAAACAUGGUGAUAAGAAAACCAAACACACAGAGCCACACCCCCUGACUUGUUUAGGAAAGGGUGGUUCCCUGGUUGUUUAGCAGCCACAGAGUAAGCAACCAUGUUGCAGUAACUGAUAUUUCUGAUCUGUGUUUGUUUAAAGGAGGCGGGGGCGGGGUGGGGGGAAUGACGUAAGCAGGAGAUAAGGGCGGCUAACCUGGGAACUUGGAGCCGGGACAGGGCUGGGCAGGGAAGACCGCAGCCGACUUCAGAGUCAGAACAGGGUUAAAUAGAGGCCCGGGGGUCGGCUCAGGCCGAGUGGCCAAGCGUCACGGCUUUCUGCAGUUUUCUGGGCUGGGGUAGACGUGCUGGCCCUCGGGGCUCCCUCGCCUGCCCAUCCAGGCGCAUCCAGACCUCUGGCUACCAGUAUCCGGGCAGGAGCUCUGAGACGCGGCUGCCAGCUGGCUGCUCCUCCUUCUCCAGGCUGUUCUCUGGGCUUCAGAUUUCUCACUGCCUCUUUCCUGCACUGACCUUGCAGCUUUCCCUUCCCUCCAGACAGGGGCGGCUGCCAGGUGAGAAAGAAAUGCUUGCAAGGCCAAGGACAGGACAGCAGGAGGAGAAAGCGGAAUGGUUCUCCGGGCCGUCUGUGGAUUUGGGCGUGAGCGCACAUAAAGGGGCAGCGGAAGAGGAGGCUGGGGGCUGCUCAUGUGGUCCCUUGGUCCUUCAGUUAAAGCUCCAAUGAUGGGAAUGUCUGGUGUCCUAUAGAACUGGUGCAGACACUGUUGCUGGAACCUCAUCUUGGUUUGGCCACUAACCAGGGCCAUCUUGGAGAUGGAUCUCAAGAGAGAUGGGGAAGGGGCAAAGGGCAAAGUGAGAGGAGGGGGUCGAUGUCAGAGUCAGGGGCAGGUCUGGCCCCUUGAUAUAGGGGAUGGUAAAGGGAUGUGGGAAGGUCUGCAGGGCCUUUGCAGAAGCCCUGCUAUUUCUUUAAACCUCAGUGUCCCUAUCUGUAUAACUAGACUGUAGCCUCAUUGUUGAGGAUUUUGUUAAUCCUUUAUCGGUAGAAUACUUGCUAUAUAAUAAGUGCCGUAUAAUAAUUAUUACUGUUCCUUCGUCAGUCCUCCCACACCCCAGACUGGGCCCCGGUCCCCCCACCUAUGUCUGAGAACCCGUGUUGCUUUCCUCCCGCUUCCUCUGCCUUUCCUUCAAAGCAUUGGCCUUGGCAGGAAACUGGAGAAUGGGAGAGCCAUGGAGUAGGAGUCGAGCGUAUCAAGCCCUACAGCCUUGGUCAGAGCAGAAGGCCAGAGAAAUUAAACCCUCUGGUGCAUUUGUGACAGGUCCAAGGCCUCUCGCCUUUCCUGCAUGUCAGCUGCUUCAAAUUUGAGGCUGAAACCUAGCCAAGAAGUUAGGCUAACCUUGGCGAGGCUGCGGUGUGUAAUUGCUACCCGUCAGCCCUGGAGCCAGGGAGCCUGGUGCCUGCCCGGCUCCCCGCUUUCGCACCAUGGGACCUUCACCUUCCUGAGCCUCAGCUUGUCUAUCUGCAAAAUGAGGGGGGGUGCUAUGAUAGUACCCCCUCCACUGGUUCUUUUCAGGGCUCUUGUCUGGAUUCAGUGAGAGCCAAUGCACAGAAGCGCUUAGCUCCGUGUUGGGCACCUGCUAGCGUUCAGCGUUUGCUGCUAUUAGCAAUAUUCCAUAAUGAUAGCUGCACUUAUGUAGUGCAUUAUAGGAGAUAGGCAUUUUCCUAAACAGGUUUUCAAUGUUAACUCAUUUUAUCCUUUUAACAGCCCUAUGGUGUAGGUACCACUAAUACCCCCAUUUCCGAUGAGGAAACUGAGGUACAGAGAGGUUAAAUAAUUUUUUUUGAAAAUGUUUGUUUAUUUAUUUUAUUUUGGCUGCACUGGGUUUUAGUUGCGGCACACGGGAUCUUUCAGUUGUGGCAUGCCUGCGGGAUCUAGUUCCCUGAUCUAGUUCCCUGGGGAUCAAACCCAGGCCCCCUGCAUUGGGAGCAUGGAGUCUUACCCACUGGACCUCCAGGGAAGUCCCAGAGAGGUUAAAUCAUUGUUCAGAGUAAGGGUUGAGCUGGGAUUCAAACGCAGCCAGUUGGUUCCAGAGUCCGCGUUUUUGAUCACUGUGCUGUAGCAGUGAUUAGUGAUCAUUUUGUGCUUGGAGCCCAGUUGACAAGGGAAGAGCAGAGGAAGAAGUGAGGGGGCAGUGAUGUCUCCUUCCAAAGUUCCAGCCAUCAUGCAAGACCAAGGCCUGCUGCUCCGAUGGUCCCGGCCACCCGUGCUUUGCGGACGAGACUGGCCUCGGUCAUAGAGUGGGCAGCUCCAAGUGCACGGCUGCACUGGGACCUCCCUGGGGGCUGGUGCCACCUUGCCCUGCUCCUGCAGCAGAAUGGCCCACCUCUAGCAAGUGGCGUCGUCCUUGCGUACGGGGCAGGCUCCUGACCCACUGAGGCAGAAAAGCCAAGCUGCUCAGGAGGGAGAGGGAAGCUGUGGGACUGUAACAUUUUCCUGAGAACAAGGUGGCUGUUUCUUGCCAGGCAGGAAGCGUUUGACAACCUAGAAGUGUGUUUCCCUCCUGCAUCGCAGCCGCCUGAGCCGUGUCUGAUCCUUCCUUGUUCCUUGUCUGUCUUCCCCAUGUGCCCCAGGCACGCAGGCGCUUGGAAUAUGCUCACGGCGGCUGUGUGCAUGGCCCUGCUGGGCUGCCUGCAGGCCCAGGAGCUCCAGGGACACGUCUCCGUAAUCCUGCUGGGAGCCACCGGGGACCUGGCCAGAAAAUACCUAUGGCAGGGGCUGUUCCAGCUGUACCUGGAGGAGGCGGGGAAGGGCUACAGUUUUCGCUUCCACGGGACUGCUCUGACGAGCACCAAGCAGGGCCAGGAGGUCAUAGCCAAGGUCCUGGAGUCCCUCUCCUGCCCCAGGGACACAGCUCCCGGUCGCUGCGCUGAACUCAAGGCUCAGUUCCAGCAGCUGAGCGAGUACCGCCGCCUGAAGACACCUGAGGACUAUCUGGCCCUGAGCAAGGACAUUGAGGCCCGGGUCCAGCACGAAGGCCUCCGGGAGGCCGGCAGGAUUUUCUACUUCUCGGUGCCCCCCUUCGCCUAUGCAGAGAUUGCCCGCAGCAUCAGCAGCAGCUGCCGCCCAGGCCCAGGUGCCUGGCUGCGCGUUGUCCUUGAGAAACCCUUCGGCCACGACCACCGCUCAGCCCAGCAGCUGGCCGCAGAACUUGGGAGCUUUUUCCAAGAGGAGGAGAUGUACCGGGUGGACCAUUACCUGGGCAAGCAGGUGGUGGCCCAGAUCCUGCCUUUCCGAGACCAGAACCGCAAGGCCCUGGACGGCCUCUGGAACCGGCACCACGUGGAGCGGGUGGAGAUCAUCAUGAAGGAGACCGUGGACGCAGAAGGUCGCACCAGCUUCUACGAGGAGUACGGCGUCAUCGGUGAUGUCUUGCAGAACCACCUGACCGAGAUCCUCAUGCUGGUGGCCAUGGAGCUGCCCCUCAACCUCAGCAGCUCGGAGGCGGUGCUGGAGCACAAGCUCCAGGCCUUCCGGGCCCUGCGGGGCCUGCAGAGGGGCAGUGCUGUUGUGGGCCAGUACCAGGCUUACCGCGGGCAGGUGCGCAGAGAGCUGCAGAAGCCAGACAGCUUCCACAGCCUGACGCCGACCUUUGCAGGCGUCCUCGUGCACAUAGACAACCUUCGCUGGGAGGGUGUCCCUUUCAUCCUGAUGUCUGGCAAAGCCUUGGAUGAGAGAGUGGGCUACGUUCGGAUCUUGUUCAAGGACCAGGCGUACUGUGCCCAGAGUGAGAAGCGCUGGGUCCCGGCCCAGAGCCACUGCCUUCCUCAGCAGAUCAUCUUCUACAUUGGCCAUGGUGAGCUGGGCAGCCCAGCCGUGCUGGUCAGCAGGAACCUGUUCAGGCCCUCCCUGCCCUCCGCCAGCUGGAAGGAAGUGGAGGGCCAGCCUGGGCUUCGCCUCUUUGGACGCCCUCUGUCUGAUUACUACGCCUACAGCCCUGUGAGGGAGCAGGACGCCUACUCCAUCCUCAUCUCUCGUAUCUUCCACCGCCGGAAGGACUCCUUCAUCACCAUGGAGAACUUGCUGGCUUCCUGGGUCUUCUGGACGCCCUUGCUGGACAGCCUGGCCCACGAGGUCCCACGCCUCUACCCAGGAGGAGCAGAGAAUGGACACCUGUUGGACUUUGAGUUCAGUGGCAGCCACUUGUCCUUCUCCCAGCCACCACUGGAGCAGCUGGUGGGGCCGGAUUCCGCUCCGAUGCCCAGCGACUUCCAGGUUCUCAGGGCCAAGUACCGAGACAGCCCGCUGAUAUCGGCCUGGCCGGAGGAGCUGAUCGCCAGGCUGGCCGGCGACAUCGAGGCUGCAGCUGUGCAGGCUGUGAAGCGCUUUGGCAAGUUCCACCUGGCACUCUCAGGUGGCUCGAGCCCCGUGGCCCUGUUCCAGCAGCUGGCCAUGGGGCACUAUGGCUUCCCCUGGGCCCACACACACCUAUGGCUGGUGGACGAGCGCUGCGUCCCGCUCUGGGACCCUGAGUCCAACUUCCAGGGCCUGGAGGCUCACCUGCUGCAGCACGUGCGUGUCCCCUACUACAACGUCCACCCCAUGCCCGUGCACCGGCGCCAGCGGCUCUGCGCCGAGGAGGACCAGGGCGCCCAGGCCUAUGCCGAGGAGAUCUCCACCCUGGUGACCAACAGCAGCUUCGACCUGGUGCUGCUGGGCAUGGGCACCGACGGGCACACGGCCUCCCUCUUCCCUCAGUCCCCCGUCGGCCUGAAUGGCAAGCAGCUGGUGGUGCUGACCACGAGCCCCUCCAGCCCGCACCGGCGCAUGAGCCUCAGCCUGCCCGUCAUCAACCGCGCCCACAAGGUGGCGGUGCUGGUCAUGGGCCGGAUGAAGCGCGAGAUCGCCAUGCUGGUGAGCCGCGUGGGCCGCGAGCCCCGGAAGUGGCCCAUCUCGGGCGUCCUGCCUGACUCUGGGCAGCUGGUGUGGUACAUGGACUAUGACGCGUUUCUGGGGUGACGGUUGCCUCUGCCCUUUGCUCACCCCCGCGCCUUGCUUCACCCGCCCUCUCUCCGCCCUCUCAGUCCUGCCCCAGCCCGCGUGCCCUGCUGUCUGGAAUCUGAUGCCUCGUGGUCAGGCUCCCGGAGACGAAGGACAAAGGCCUUCCCCAGCCCCCGUGACCGUCCCUGCCUAGUGGUGGCGGGUACACACCGGAACAAGGAAGAAAUGGAACCUCUGCCCUUGAGAAGCUUCAAAUCCAAGUCAGGAGAGAAAUGUCCACCUUAAGAAAAGACCUGCAGCAGCUACAUGUGAACACCAACCAGCGCAAAAUAGGACGGUCUGAAAGCUCCCCGCGUGAGCAGGAAUGUGGUGGGCCGAGGUUAAUGGGGGGUUUCCUGCGGGCCGGGCCCCUUCGACCAGCUCUGGUGGAAAAGCAGAACGUGGACGGUAGAGAGCAGGAGCCCAGGCACCAGUGGCCCUGUGCCCCCCACACAGCAGGCUGCCGGGAGCCCUCACCUCUGCUCCAUCCCCUUCCUCCUGAGCCUCUGACUCAGCUGCUGUCCUGUCUCCUCCGGGGCCACCUCCACCUGCUCUGCAUCUCGGGUCUCUUUCUUUUCAGUCCCGACCAUGGAGAUCUUCCCACCCCCUCUCUGUUUCUUUGCUGUCCCUCAGACGCCCCAUUUAUGGACUGAUGAUGAUGACAGUAACACGGUGACAAACAAGGUGUUAAAAUGGAUCCAGAAAUCGUGCGACUGGUUUGCAGCUCCUUUCCUCAGUAGAUGGAUUUCUCUGAUGGCAGGAGGUUCUGGUUCCCCAGCUCUGUCAGGGAAGACCACUGCCCCCACGCUUGCGCUCCUGUCCCCAGCCAACUCUGCGUGAAACACACUGGAGAUAGACGAUCAAGCCAUUCCAGGGAUCCCACGUUUAGGAGGGUCCUUUGUGUCUCAGGGGACUUCCCAGUGAGUGUUUCCACUCUCAGUGUCCCCUCUUGUUUUACCUGGGAAGAUCCAGUUAAAUCUUUCUCUGACGGUGACAUCUCAUUUGGGGGGAGAGCUGUGACAUCAGGUGAUCGCGACCAUCCGGGUGCUCUGAUCUGACCAGGCUGAGCCAGGCCUCCCUGGUGGGGCCCUGCAGCUCAUGUCCGCACUGGCUGCCCACGACCGUCUCAGGGACUUGACUGAUGGUCAGCGCCGAGGGCGGCUGCCGCCUGCCCUUCUCAUACUACCUCGUGGCGGCAUCGGCCUCCUGUCUGCCGGUCCCUCCUGCCAGCGCUCACCUCACCACUAACGCGUUGCUGAAGAUCUGGGGGACACCAACAAGCUUCUCGUUAAGAGCGGGUGGGUAGUCCGCUCCUGAGAAGCCAUGGGUCAGUAAUACCUGUUUUUCUGAAACCCCCAAGGCAGGGGCGUCUCCAAAAUUCUUUUUUAAAAAUCAAGCUUCUCAGGACACUUCUUUUUUUUUUUUUUUUUUUUUGGCUGUGUUGGGUCUUCAUUGCUGCUCGGGCUUUCUCUAGUUGGGGCGAAUGGGGACUACUCUUUGUUGUGGUGCACUGGCUUCUCUUGUUGCAGAGCAGGGGCUCUGGGCGCACGGGCUUCAGUAGUUGCAGCACGUGGGCUCAGUAGUUGUGGCUCACAGGCUCUAGAGCACAGGCUCAGUAGUUGUGGCACACGGGCUUCGUUGCUCCGCGGCAUGUGGGAUCUUCCUGGACCAGGGCUCGAACCCGUGUCCCCUGCAUUGGCAGGUGGAUUCUUAACCACUGCAGCACCAGGGAAGCCCUCUCAGGACACAUUUAAUUUUUAUUUCAAUUUCCCACAUAGCCAUGUCCCCAAGAUAUGUCAAUAAAGGAUAAGACAGGUG